Messenger RNA from Seriola dumerili (greater amberjack), 1183 nucleotides. RefSeq names its product transmembrane protein 238-like. Lineage: Eukaryota; Metazoa; Chordata; Actinopteri; Carangiformes; Carangidae. The record is from RefSeq and is a predicted model, not a curated record. Bases 136 to 657 code for a protein of 173 amino acids. The transcript is spliced from 2 exons.
UGAGCGGCCCACCUGGCUCACCUUACAGCCGCUCUGAAACUCAAUGCCACGGUACAAAGGUCCCGGGAACUAAUCAGUUAUUGUCAGAGACUGCGUCUCUCUGGAGUCACGCAGUCUGCCGGUCUUCAUGUUGACAUGGAACCGGUCCACCGGGGUCUGGGUCGCUGUCAAUGCUGUUUCUGGCUCGCAGUAGUCUUUGACAUCGUGGGACUGGCGGUUCUUCUCAUCGGUGUGUUUGUGAACGUCUUCUUCUAUGAUCUGCUCAUCUACGCGGGCGCCAUCGUCAUCUUCCUCAGCCUCAUCUGGUGGGUGUUCUGGUACUCCGGGAACAUCGAGGUGCCCCCGACGGAGCUGGAGGAUGACGUCGGUUUACUUAAGAAGGACAAGGGGGGCAUCGGCGGCGUGGUGAGGCGCCUCUCCAGCCGCGUGUCCAGCGGCAUCAGGAACUCGUUCCGCAGGAACGGAGCGCCGUCCGGUACCCGCCGUGGCCAAGCGCAGAGGUCAGCCGCCGGGCUGCCUGUUGCUCCGCAGGCGGAACAGGUGGUCGUUGCUAUGGCAACCAUGGGCCCGCAGGAGAAUACCCCGCACAUUGUCUCCUCGGUGGCGGGCUGUGACAUAGAGAUGCCGCACACAACUACAGAGAGCUCACCUACAUAAAAAGUAGGCGGACAGAUAUUUUGUUAUUAGUUUCUUGCAGCACUGAACAGAGGCAAGCCUGCACCACACUGUCCUGAGCCGUCUACACUUGACUCCAGUUGAUGUUCAGGUUUUUUUUUUUUUACAGUUUGUGUUUAAUGAGAAAUUAUUCCUAAUUGAUCAGGAUGUAUGGAGGAGGUGUUAGCAGCUGGACAUAGAUGUCAUGUCUUUAAUCAGUACGUCAGAUGUCUGGCAGCUUGGACUUGGAUCAAUACAGACAGCGUAUUCAUAAUGUGAUGACAACUGCACACUGUUAUAUAAACUAUGAACAGCAUCUUUAUGUCUCUGUUUGUUGGAGAAAUCAUAAUUUUUAUGUUGAAGUAAAAUAAACAUUGUGUUGACCAGAAUAACUGUUGCCCUGAUGGUUCAUCUAAUCACCUGCAGAGUAUUUUUUGAAAGCACCUGUCCUUUUCCAAACUGUUUCCAACGAAGCGUUCCAGGUGGUUCUGUGUUACAAACCAAAUGUUGCGUCAGGUCAAGGUUUACU